GAGAGCCGGAAGUCGGAGAGCCGAGCUUACAGUGGUGGACGCUAGGACCUGGGAGUGCGGGUCACCGGGGGGCGGGGACGCUCACGUGAGGACGCCGCCUUGGGGCAUCAUGACACCGGUGAAGACCCAGUGCUCCUUGGCGGGCCAGCUUUAUGCAGUGCCCCUCAUCCAGCCCGACCUGCGACGAGAGGAGGCAAUCCAGCAAGUGGCAGAUGCCCUGCAGUACCUACAGAACAUCUCUGGAGACAUCUUCAGCAGGAUCUCCCGACGAGUAGAGCUGAGUCGGCGCCAGCUGCAGGCCAUUAGUGAGAGGGUCUCCUUGGCCCAGGCUAAGAUAGAGAAGAUCAAGGGCAGUAAGAAGGCCAUCAAGGUCUUUUCUAGUGCCAAGUACCCAGCACCAGAGCACCUGCAGGAAUACGGCUCCAUCUUUACUGGCGCCUUGGACCCUGGUCUGCAGAGAAGACCCCGUUACAGGAUCCAGAGCAAGCACCGCCCACUGGAUGAGCGGGCUCUGCAGGAGAAGCUGAAAUACUUUCCCGUGUGUGUGAACACCAAGUCGGAGCCUGAGGAUGAAGCUGAGGAGGGACUUGGGGGUCUUCCCAGCAACAUCAGCUCCAUCAGCUCCCUGCUGCUCUUCAACACCACAGAGAAUCUGUAUAAGAAGUAUGUUUUCCUGGACCCUCUGGCUGGUGCAGUAACAAAAACGCACACGAUGCUGGGCACAGAGGAGGAGAAAUUGUUCGAUGCCCCUCUGUCUAUCAGCAAGAGAGAGCAGCUGGAGCGGCAGGCUCCAGAAAACUACUUCUACGUGCCAGACCUGGGCCAGGUUCCUGAGAUCGACGUGCCAUCCUACCUACCCGAUUUACCCGGCGUCGCAGACGACCUGAUGUACAGUGCGGAUUUGGGCCCUGGCAUUGCCCCGUCUGCUCCUGGUGCUAUCCCAGAGUUGCCUGCCUUCCACACAGAGGUGGCAGAACCUCUCCAGCCAGAGCUAGAGAAUGAAGUACUGUUGGCAGCACCGCCCCCGCCUCCUCCCCCACCGCCGCCACCUCCCCCAGCUCCCACAGCAUUGGUCAGUACCCCACAGCCACCGAUGUUCCCUGACAUGGCAACUGCUGCUGGCCAGGUUGCCAGGGAAGAAGACUCUAGCAGCAGCAUGGCCCACACAGCCUCUGUUCAGGGAGCCCCUAAGGAGGUGGUUGACCCCUCCAGUGGCCGGGCCACUCUGCUCGAGUCCAUCCGCCAAGCUGGGGGCAUUGGCAAGGCCAAGCUACGCAGCGUGAAGGAGCGCAAACUGGAGAAGAAGAAACAGAAGGAGCAGGAGCAAGUGAGAGCCACGAGCCAAGGUGGGGACUUGAUGUCAGAUCUCUUCAACAAACUUGUCAUGAGGCGCAAAGGUAUCUCUGGAAAGGGACCUAGCACUGGAACCAGUGAGGGACCUGGAGGAGCCUUCUCUCGAAUGUCAGACUCCAUCCCACCGCUGCCACCCCCACAGCAGCCGGCAGGAGACGAGGAUGAGGAGGACUGGGAGUCCUAAGAGUGCUUUGGCCAUUCUCCCACAUGGCAGAGCAGCUGGCAGGGGCUCCUCGGCCAGUUGGGGCCUUUCAGGGCCUGUUGCCCAAGGAGGUGCAGGGGGCUGGGCAGGUGUCCCAGGCCUGUGCCUAAUUCCUCUUCAUGGAGUCGGGACUGUAUGAGCCAUCUGCUGGCUUUGCUGAAGAGCUUCUUCCUUCAAAGGAUCCUGAGAGAAAACAGCAACACGGCGGAAUAAAGAAAGUAACUGUAGACCUGAACCCAAGCCAACAGUGGCCUUUAAUAAAUGAAGAGUAGCCAUGCGGGCUGCGGCUUCUGAGAGUGGGAGCUGUCCUUUUUCCCAGGUGUGCUGAGGCAUGGUGCAGGAUGACUGGGGGAAUGGACGUCUUUCUCUGGGAUCAAGGCAAAUGGGGAUGAGGUCCGCAGGGGACAGAGGGAGGGGUAGCUUUCCACUGGAAAAAUGCCUUGCUGUUUGCUGAGGUGGCUGAGGACAGGAGGGACUGCAAGCCACAGGGAGGGCUUGGAGGCAAACCGGGGAGGGGGACCUGUGAAGGACUCAGGAGGGACAGAACUGCAGUUAGGAACUGAAACUGGUGUGAGGUCCCUGUGAACACAGCCCUGAAAAUGUGGGUCUCUGCGGUUUAGAUGUUGCCUCCACAGAGGCCUCCUGUGAUGGACCAGGCUCUGUCCUCAGCCAAGCCUGGUCUCCAGCCUGAAGUCCAGCAGGACAUUGAUCCAGGCCUUGUUGAGCCGGGCGGGCGGAUCUCAGGCUGAACUGCCCUGGGUAGUUGCAGUUUCCUCAAGAUAAUCGAGAUUUGCUCCUGGUGUCUCUUUGGGAUAUGGGCCACUUGGGGACCACUCGGGGGUGCCACAGGGUGUCAGAAGACCUUCUCUCUGGGUGAAACUGCACAUUCAGGAACGUUUACCAAGGGUUUGUUGGGAGGGAAAGGCAGACUGAACCUUGUACACUCAGAGAAGGCAAGACCAAGGAUGCUCUCCCUGCACUGGGUGUGGAAACCAGAAUGGCAGGUGUACUGGCUGAUUUUGUGUGUCUACUUGACAUGGCUGGAGUUAUCACAGAGAAACGAGCUUCAGUUGGGGAAGUGUCUCCGUGAGAUCCAGCUGUAAGGCAUUUUCUCAAUUAGUGAUCAAGGAGGAAAGGCCCCUUGUGGGUGGUACCAUCUCUGGGCUGGUGGUCCUGGGUUCUAUAAGAAAGCAAGCUGAGGAAGCCAGUGGAAGCAAGCCAGUAAGGAACAUCCCUCCAUGGCCUCUGCAUCAGCUCCUGCUUCCUGACCUGCUUGAGUUCCAGUCCUGCAUCCUUUGGUGAUCAACAGCAAUGUGGAAAGUGUAAACUGAAUAAACCCUUUCCUCCCC
This is a messenger RNA of Mus musculus (house mouse), 2904 nucleotides long. RefSeq names its product WASH complex subunit 1 (gene Washc1). Gene Ontology annotation, cellular component: autophagosome; early endosome; centriole. The record is from RefSeq and is marked validated. The coding region runs from base 110 to 1537 and encodes 475 amino acids. Gene Ontology annotation, molecular function: actin binding; alpha-tubulin binding. Gene Ontology annotation, biological process: Arp2/3 complex-mediated actin nucleation. NCBI's taxonomy places the organism in Eukaryota, Metazoa, Chordata, Mammalia, Rodentia, Muridae. The transcript is spliced from 11 exons.